Geodia barretti is the source of this 2089-nucleotide messenger RNA. NCBI's taxonomy places the organism in Eukaryota, Metazoa, Porifera, Demospongiae, Tetractinellida, Geodiidae. The record is from the annotation of a GenBank genome assembly.
UUCGCCGAGGGCUAGGGAUGCAAAGCAGGAUUCGGCAAUGGUUCUCUGUCAUUGUUAGAAGCGACUACUACGUCCUCACCAGAUUUCUCUUCCCUCUUUCGUUCACUGUCAUAGCUGUGGACAUAGGAGAACAGGUUUCUUGGAGCCCCGGGGAUAUUCUAUUUGGACCAUGUGCUAGUUAUUUCUGGGUUGACUGUUUGCUUUGCCUUUGCUUUGCUACCUCACCUCGUUUUGACAUAAUAUGGCUCCGCUCUUUUCCACAUAAAGAUUUCUGAACAGGAGUUUGGCACAGUCAGCUAACGUUGUGAAUGUGCUCGCAGCCUUUGGACUGAGCUUCAUCAUCGUAAAAGUCUUCAGUGGAGUUCUGGGAGAGAUUCGACAUGCUGGGCUUGUCCUUGUUCACGACAGACCAGCCUACAGGAAAGUGUUGGUUUUGACCCUCAUUGCAGGAGCACUCGUAGCUCUCCUUCUCAUCAUCACAGCUACUACUCAGCUGGGUGAGUGGCUAUUCAGAGACCUCCAUGGAGUGAGUGAGAACGUGUCUGACCUCACACGCACUGCACUCCUCAUAAUGUGUGCCUACCCUCUCUUUGAAGCUGUCUCGUGGUACCAUGGAGGGUUGCUGUUGCAAGUACAUGCCAGUGUUCUGGUGGGAGCUGCAGCAUUGGCUGACAUUAUCGCUCAGAUAAUUCUGAUUGCUGUGCUCCUGUAUACACCACUGCUGUGCCACACACCAAUAGCACUGCCGGUAGUGGCUGCCUAUGGUGGAGUGCUCACUCGCUGCUCCAUCCUCCUUGCUGGUUUUCACCGUAAAGUCUACCCCAAGAUGAGCAAAGAGUUAACAGCAAAACUAAGUGUAUGGAAGAUUGUUUUGUUUGUCGCUCCUCUGAUGUUCACCCUCUUCAUCCAGAGAAUUAGCCGUCCCAUCAUUAACCUUAUCAUUGCCAGGAAAUCACCCACCAAGGACGAAGCUGCACAGGCAGUGGCUGUACUCACUGCCUCAUAUCCACUGGGUCAUCUUCCCUAUGGCUGGCUGAACUCACUAAAGCCAGUUUCACCUGCUUUUCAAAAGAAGAGUUCUCACAGUAAUAAACCACACAUUGCUGGCAAGAAGAUAGCUGUAUUUUGUGCCUGCUGUCUUGGAGUAUCAGCUGUGGUGUCCUUUGUGGUAGGCUGGAUCCCUGGAGUGUCAGUGGGAAUUCUGGUGAAUGUUGUGGCCAUACCUCACCAUCUGGCCUUGCUCUGUGUCACUCCACUACGAAUCUUUGCCUUCUUUUGCUUCACCGUGAGUAUCAGAGCAUCUCUCACUGGAUGGCUCAUUUUCAACCACCAAACUAAGCUGGUAGCUCCCAGUGGAUUCAUCAGACUUGCGGCCACCAUAUCUUCUCUCUUCAUUCUACCAAAACUUGGGUUUGGGACAGCUCUCAACAGUAGAGUAUAUUGACAAUGUCCUCUCUUCCUGUAGGCUAACUGGUGCAGACAACGGAAUAGCUUCCCUCUUCUCUGGCUUUUUCACCGAGAUGCUGGCUGUGGUUGUUGGUGCAACCUCAUUCGCUACAUACAAGAAGUGCAGAUGGAGAAGAGGAGAGCAGGAUAUCAGUCUUCUUCCUAGCAGCUCACGGGAUCAAGAAAUGCAAGCUGUGGAACCAGAGAGAAUUGAAGAGGAAGAAAAUAUGGUCACCAUAACUGUCAGAACAAGGACCAAUAUCCUGACAGAAACAAAAAAGUCUGUUUUUGAUAUGCAACUGGGUCGAUAUACAUGAACUCAGCUAACCUGUAGUUGAGUGGUUCGAAUGGCGCGCUUUUUCUGACGUGCAAAACAAGUACAGUACAGAACAAAAAGGACUGAGGAGGAAUUAUAACUAAGAUCUCAGGAAGUUGAUAAGGGAUAGAGGAAAAUAGCUGAACAGAAGUAAUAAAAUAAGAGCCAGCUAAUGAAUAUUGAGGGACUUUGAAGAGGGUGUAGCCGUGUAGGUUGGCACAAGUAUUAAAGCCACAAUUGAUGAACAAAUGGAGGCUUUAUAAUAAUUUGUGCUGUGAGAAUUAUCUAUUUUGUCAAAUUUCAAGAGCAUCAAGUAAUCGUUGGCAG